AUGGUUAUCUGGUCUCAGAGGACGGACACACUGACUGCGGUGGACACCGGGAAGAGUCCGAAGACGGAGCAAAACUACAGCGACAUGAAUGUGAUCGAUGGCCUCAAACUGUUGUACAGAUCGCGAGUACUUCCACUGGAAAAGCAUUAUCUCUUCGAUGAGUUUCAUUCGCCGCCAUUAGAGGACUCGUACUUCGAGGCCAAGCCAUCCAUUCUGAUGGUCGGCCAGUAUUCCACCGGAAAGACUACUUUCAUCAAGUAUUUGCUGGAGAAGGAGUACCCGGGUAUGCGUAUAGGACCCGAGCCCACGACCGACCGCUUCAUCGCCGUUAUGCACAACACCACCGAAGGACUCAUUCCGGGCAACGCUCUGGUCAUUGACGCCGAUCGACAGUUCCGACAGUUGGCAAAGUUUGGCAAUCCUUUUCUCAAUCGGUUGCAGAUCUCGGAGACCAACAGCGAAGUGCUGGAGAGCCUGUCAUUCAUCGACACUCCGGGCAUAUUGUCGGGUGAGAAACAGCGGACAGAUCGCGGCUAUGACUUCACGGGUGUUCUCCAGUGGUUCGCCGAACGCGUGGAUCGCAUUGUACUCAUGUUUGACGCCAACAAACUGGACAUUUCUGAUGAGAUGAAGAGCGCCAUCGAAGCCCUCAGAGGACACGACGACAAAAUGCGGAUCAUAUUGAAUAAGGCGGACACCGUUCCGCCCAAUCAACUGAUGCGAGUCUACGGCGCUCUCAUGUGGUCGUUGGCCAAAGUGUUGCGGACACCCGAAGCCGUGAGGGUCUAUAUCGGCUCCUUCUGGGACCGACCCCUUGAAUACGAUCUCAAUCGACAACUCUUUGAAACCGAAGAACAGGAUCUGUUGAAUGAUUUGACGACACUUCCCAGGGAUGGACGGCUGCGGCUG
Messenger RNA from Medioppia subpectinata, 909 nucleotides. NCBI's taxonomy places the organism in Eukaryota, Metazoa, Arthropoda, Arachnida, Sarcoptiformes, Oppiidae. The record is from the annotation of a GenBank genome assembly.